Molecule: messenger RNA, 240 nt
Organism: Macrosiphum euphorbiae (potato aphid)
Lineage: Eukaryota; Metazoa; Arthropoda; Insecta; Hemiptera; Aphididae
Source: the annotation of a GenBank genome assembly
AUGUCGGUCGGGCCACUUGACGUCUUGGCCGAAACGAAUCACCGACAGACGGUGAAUCGAUCGAUACCGGAUCCUGCGUCGAGGCGGCAGACGGCUACAACUCGAUAUCGAACGCAUCACCCGCAAAAGCCGUUUGCACUGCGAUGUUCGGCAUUGAACCGUAUCGCCUAUGGUCGCAGGAACAACGAAAUCUCCGUAGAGACUUACCAACACGAUUUAGCACGUCGGACCAUUUCUUAG